UUUAGUUAGGUAUUUGCAUGUUUUACAUACAUAUGUAGUGUCAAAGAUGGAUUUGGAAUUAUUGAAAAGUAAAUUUCGCGGUACAAUGCUGGGCGUUUUAGUCGGAGAUAUUCUUGGAAGUCCAUAUGAGGGCAAAAAAGUCAUAUCAGCUCGCAAGAAAAUCUACUUGCAACGAAGGCUCGAUAUGUUGGAGGGAACAAAGUUCAGAGAGCCUGUCAUGGAAUUCACAGAUGACUCGGCAAUGACCCGCUCUUUAGCUGAGUCCUUGAUUGAGAAACGAGAUUUGGAUAUUAUUGAUGUAGCAAAACGAUUUGUGGAAAGUUAUUACCAAGAGCCUCAUCGUGGUUACGGAACUGGUACUAUAACUGUACUUAAGAAACUAAGGAAAUUAAAGAAUAAAAAAAUUGAGCCAGGAAUAGAUGUGAAAGAUCCAGCAAAGGCUAUAUUUGAUGGUCGAGGUUCUUAUGGUAAUGGAGGUGCAAUGAGAAUUGCACCUGUAUCAUUGUUUUCGUACAACAAUUAUGAUAAUCUUUUACAUUAUGUGAGAGAAGUGACACAAAUUACACAUGCAAAUGAAUUGGGGAUAAACGGUGCUAUAUUACAAGCUAUAGCAAUUCAACAAAGUCUGUGCUUAUAUCCUAGUGAAGAAUUAAACAUUUCUAAUUUUAUCGACGAUCUUAUAAACAAAAUGGAUAAAAUUGAGGUUGGCGAAAGCCAGCCAUAUAAAGAACGAUUAAAAAUAGUAAAGAAUCUGCUUUCCGAAAAUGGAGGAGAGCCUAAUGAACAAAGGAUAGUUAAAGAACUGGGUGCUAAUGUUAGAGCUUUAGAAUCAGUCCCUACUGCAAUCUUUUGUUUUUUAAAGGCACAAAAACGCAUAAAAAGAGUAUAAACUAAUAAUCCUGUCAGAAGAGCAAUUCAAUAUGCUAUAACUUUAGGAGGCGAUACAGACACAAUUGCUAGUAUGACCGGCGCGAUAGCAGGUGCUUUAUAUGGCUAUGAAAAGUUCAGUCGACUGCUCUUAUCACAUUGCGAACAGGCAGAUCGAUUUGAAGAACUGGCUGACGAAUUGCUGGAUGUAGCAAUAUCUAAAUCAUAAAUAGAUAAAUAUUAUAUAUACAAAAAUUAUACAUGAGAAGAUAAAGUGAGAAUUUGUGAAAAAAUGUUAAUGGGAAAUUAUA
This is a messenger RNA of Cataglyphis hispanica, 1178 nucleotides long. Its product is annotated as ADP-ribosylhydrolase ARH3-like. NCBI's taxonomy places the organism in Eukaryota, Metazoa, Arthropoda, Insecta, Hymenoptera, Formicidae. The transcript has 6 exons. Gene Ontology annotation, cellular component: nucleus; mitochondrion. Bases 47 to 889 code for a protein of 280 amino acids. The record is from RefSeq and is a predicted model, not a curated record.